UGUUCAGACAUAGCCCAAACCCAGGUAAAAGUGUGCCAUCGAGUCGGUGUUGACUCCUGGUGACCACAGAGUCCUGUGGUUGUCUUUGGUAGAAUACAGGAGGGGUUUACCAUUGCCAUCUCCUGUGAUUUGCUACUAAGAAUGUUUCUCCUUAUCUCUGCAGGAAUAAAGAUGAAGAUGAAAAGGGGGCACAGACUGGUCAUCCCAGAAAUCCGGCCCAUGUUGCCCCGUGUCCUGGGGGACCCCGGUUGCACCAUUUUCUGGGGGACCCUCUGAGGGAAGAGCCCAAUGAGGCAGCCUUGGUGCCAGGACCCCUUCCAGGAUUUCAUGUCCCCACUGACAUUCUGGGGAAAGAGCUCAAUGAGGAAACCUCAAUGCUAGGAUCCCUUCCAGAACCUCGCGUCCCCACAGAUAUUCUGGAGGAAGAGCUCAAUGAGGAAACGUCGGUGCCAGGAUCCCUUCCAGAACCUCACGUCCCCACUGAUAUUCUGGAGCAAGAGUUCAAUGAGGAAAUGUCGGUGCCAAGAUCCCUUCCAGGACCUUGCAUCACCAAUGACAUUCUGGGGGAAGAGCCCAAUGAGGCAACCUUGGUGCCAGGAUCCCUUCCAAUACUUUGUGUCCCCACUGACAUUCUGGGGAAAGAGGUCAAUAAGGAAACCUCAAAGCCAGAACCUCUUCCAGGACCUCACAUCACCAAUGGUAUUCUGGGAGAAGAGCUCAAUGAGGCAACCUCAGUGCCAGGAUCCCGUUCAGGACCUCUCAUUUCUACUGAUAUUCUCGAGGAAAUGCUCAAAGAGGAAACCUCGAUGCCAGGAUCCCUUCUAGGACCUCAUAUUACCAAUGACAUUCUGGGGGAAGAGGUCAAUGAGGAAAUCUCGGUGCCAGGUCCUUCCAUCACCACUGGCAGUCCAACGGAAGCAGCUUUUGUGUCAGAGCCCUUACCAGAGCCUUCCAUUGCUGACAGUUAUCUUGAGCAAGAACUAGAAAUCCUCACAGGAUUACAGCAUGACUAUGUCCAGCGGCGUAGGUAUUGUGGCACCUCAGAACCCUUUUGCAUAGACACCCAGCACAAAGUUCAGCUGGAGUUUUGAUACUCAGCCCAGAUGAUGGACCAAGCACUAGCACUGCCCUUUUUUGCACCAGCACUCAGCCUGGUCAGAACAUACAACAUUUUGGCUCUCUUGGUUGCAGAAAUGAGGGUUCGCCGCAUUUCCCAGCAGUUCCCUCGUUCUCUCCGGGCCAUCAACCUGCAAAUCGGACACACACGGACAAGGCUCAUCCGCAGUGAAGUUCAGCUG
Molecule: messenger RNA, 1298 nt
Organism: Hemicordylus capensis (graceful crag lizard)
Lineage: Eukaryota; Metazoa; Chordata; Lepidosauria; Squamata; Cordylidae
Exons: 2
Coding region: 375-1091 (238 amino acids)
Source: RefSeq, a predicted model, not a curated record